Messenger RNA from Brassica napus (rape), 946 nucleotides. Its product is annotated as protein Dr1 homolog. The coding region runs from base 195 to 692 and encodes 165 amino acids. The record is from RefSeq and is a predicted model, not a curated record. NCBI's taxonomy places the organism in Eukaryota, Viridiplantae, Streptophyta, Magnoliopsida, Brassicales, Brassicaceae. The transcript has 4 exons. Gene Ontology annotation, molecular function: protein heterodimerization activity.
CGUGUAGAGAGAGAGAAAGUGCGAAAAGAAGAGAGGAAAAAAAAAAAACACGCCGAUAAGAUCUCCGUCUCCGUCGUGACUCAGCCUCCGGUUCGAUCUGAGGUCAGUCGGUUACUCGAUUCGUUCUCUCUUCGUUCUUCUUCAUCAUAUUAGAUAUCGUUUUUUUGAAUUGAGAUUCUGCAGAGAGAUAAACGAUGGAUCCGAUGGAUAUAGUUGGAAAGUCUAAGGAAGAUGCUUCGCUUCCUAAAGCUACAAUGACUAAAAUAAUAAAGGAGAUGUUACCAGCAGAUGUUCGUGUUGCUAGAGAUGCUCAAGAUCUUCUCAUCGAGUGCUGUGUUGAGUUCAUUAAUCUUAUAUCAUCAGAGUCUAAUGAAGUGUGUAACAAAGAGGAUAAGCGAACGAUCGCACCUGAGCAUGUUCUCAAAGCGCUUCAGGUUCUUGGCUUUGGGGAAUACGUUGAAGAAGUCUACGCUGCUUAUGAGCAGCAUCGAUACGAAACCAUGCAAGAUUCACAGAGGAGUGUGAAGAUGAACAGCGGAGCAGAGAUGACGGAGGAGGAAGCAGCAGCGGAACAACAGAGGAUGUUUGCUGAAGCUCGAGCUAGAAUGAAUGGUGGUGGUGGUGUUUCUGUUCCUCAGCCAGAUCCUGAGCAACAAGUAGAUACCCAACAGCAGUCAAAUCUACAAAGCUAAUCAAGAAGAAGGGAGAAGCCUUUAUUUAACAUUGUCUUUUUUUCUAGCAUUUCUCUGUAAAGUGCAAAAAAAAAGAAGUCUGUCUUGGUGUUGAUAUGCUCUUUACAUUUUAACUUAGAUUUGUUUUUCUUCUUCUUCUUUUGAACCUAAAAUCACUUUGUGAUUCAGAUGUAAUUAGUAAGCAUUGCCUUGUUUCUUUGCAACUGUCUGAUCCAGAUCCUUGUUCCAUGUAUUUAUAAGCUGAUUGUUCUAAA